AUGCCAGAUUCUAGUUUGAAAGAAUUUUCUAAUCUCAAAAAGAUUACACACAUUAUGGGCAUUAUUUUUAUCUUUGCUGAUGAAUAAUAAGGCAUCUUUCGUGAAAAACAUGACCACACUAGAGCUAUCUAAUCUCUUACAAACUCGAAAAACAAACAUUGCACAAAGAGCACUUGA
This is a messenger RNA of Stylonychia lemnae, 177 nucleotides long. NCBI's taxonomy places the organism in Eukaryota, Ciliophora, Spirotrichea, Sporadotrichida, Oxytrichidae. The record is from the annotation of a GenBank genome assembly.